Solanum verrucosum is the source of this 1002-nucleotide messenger RNA. Its product is annotated as DNA oxidative demethylase ALKBH2. Lineage: Eukaryota; Viridiplantae; Streptophyta; Magnoliopsida; Solanales; Solanaceae. Gene Ontology annotation, biological process: DNA repair. The record is from RefSeq and is a predicted model, not a curated record. Bases 75 to 836 code for a protein of 253 amino acids. The transcript is spliced from 4 exons.
UCGGACCGAGUCGGGUCGAAUUUGCCGCCAUCUUCUUCUAGGGCCCAAAGCAUUUCGAAUCUCUUCCUACGCCAAUGGCGACGGUGACGAAACUGAACCUGAAGGCGGAGACCGGCGACUGUCACCGCCUUGAGGCGGAGCAGAGUGAAGCUCCGGCGGAAAUAAGCGAUUCUAGAACAAAAAGAGUAGUUGAAUUAGGAAAUGGAUGCGAAGUAAUAUACAUGCCUAGGUUCCUAAAUUACGAUCAGUCAUGGGAUUAUUUAGAAUACCUUGACAGAAAUAUACCAUGGAAUCGUCCAACGAUUCGCGUCUUCGGUCGAUCUUGUAUCCAGCCCAGAGACAGUUGUUAUGUGGCAAGUGAAGGAUUGCCACAACUAGUUUACAGUGGAUACCAGCCUCAUGCAUAUUCUUGGGAUGAAUUUCCUCCACUUAAGGAUAUUCUGGAUGCUGUCCAUAAAGCUCUUCCAGGAAGUCGUUUCAACAGCUUAUUACUUAAUAGGUAUAAGGGAGGCGAUGACUAUGUAGGUUGGCAUGCUGAUGAUGAGAAACUUUAUGGACCAACUCCAGAAAUUGCUUCUCUUUCCUUUGGAUGUGAACGUGAAUUCUUGCUGAAAAAGAAACCAGAUAAAGCAUCCCGAGGUAAAAACACCAGUGGUGAACCUCCCAGAAAGCGAUUGAAGAAGGAUGCCUUUCCAGACAAACACUCGUUUGUCCUAAAACACGGUUCAUUGCUGGUAAUGAGAGGUUAUACUCAACGGGAUUGGCUUCAUUCAGUGCCUAAACGCGUAAAGGCAGAUUCAUUACGCAUUAAUCUCACCUUCAGGCUUGUUCUUUGAACAAUCAAUGCAUUUCUUCAUUGUUUAUACCUGGGGGUUGGAAAUCUUAUGCAGUGCACUUAGCAACAAAAAGAAGGCGAUUUUGAGCACCUGUGGUUGAUGAAAAUUACUAGUACUAGAUAUUGGUUUUUUCUUUUACUUAUGAGGAAUGCGUUUGAUGCAGCAA